Messenger RNA from Stegostoma tigrinum, 1244 nucleotides. Its product is annotated as cytochrome c oxidase assembly factor 1 homolog. Gene Ontology annotation, biological process: mitochondrial respiratory chain complex I assembly; mitochondrial respiratory chain complex IV assembly. The coding region runs from base 273 to 677 and encodes 134 amino acids. The transcript is spliced from 7 exons. The record is from RefSeq and is a predicted model, not a curated record. Gene Ontology annotation, cellular component: mitochondrial inner membrane. NCBI's taxonomy places the organism in Eukaryota, Metazoa, Chordata, Chondrichthyes, Orectolobiformes, Stegostomatidae.
CUGAACCACAUGACCUCCUCCAUGUAUGCCAUAGACCGUAUUCCAGUGACAUCAGAGCCCACAUGCCACGGUUGUCAUUAUUUCUCAACUUUGCAACGACAGUAAGAUAGCACUAGAUGUCUCUGAUCCUUGAACUGUGAUGUUCCAUGCUCUGGCGAUUUCCAUGUGAGAUUUUGAAGACAAAUUCUAACUUGGCUGAAACAGAUACCUACCUACUAUCUGAAAGUAAUCCUUAUCAUUUCAACAAUUUAAGGUUCUGUACCUCUUAGAGGAUGCCAGUUUCAACGAGCGCUUUACAGCAGAUGGCUAUAUACUUGGGAAUAGUAUCUGGAGGAGGAUGUGCAGUUAUGUAUUACCUUAUGCAACAAAAUUUUGCCAAAUCAGAAUACUACAAGUUGGCAAUUGAAGAACUCAACAAAAAUGACACAGCACUAGAAGCCCUGGGAGCUCCUCCAUUGCGCAUCCGAAAUAUCAAACUCACUGACAGGAACAAUUGUGUGGACGGAAUAAGUGCGAGGAUUAAAAUCCCAGUUUGUGGAUCAAAAUCAGCCGGAUAUCUCCACACCUAUUCUGUUCGAGAUGGUAUGCAGAAAAGAUGGUUUCUACAAGAAGCUGUGUUGCAGUUGCUGGAUGGCCAACAAAUUUCAGUUUAUCCAUUGACCAAAGAUAAAGAUUGAUGCAUGAGCAAAAUUGUUCUCUUCGAGAUGUGAUUCAAUUACUGAUGUUAUUUCAAACAAAACAAUUUUUAAAAGUAAUUUGGAGCUUAAGCUCACACAGUUGUUUCAAAAGUUGGUAACUCCAACAAUUUCAGUUAAAGAGAAAAAGUCAAACAACUGUGGAUGCUGUAAACCAGAAACAAGAACAGACAUUACUGGAAAACUCGGCAGGUUUGGCAAUAUCUGUGGAGAGACAGCAGAGUUAACAUUCUGAACUGAAGAAGGUUCUCUGGACCCAAAACGUUAACUUUCCAUUUUCUCCACAGAUGCUGUUGGACCUGUUGAGCUAUUCCAGCAACUGCUGUUUCCAUUUUAGUUAAACGAUUGCUACAAGCUGUUUUCAGGCCAACUUGAUGUAAGGAGAGAAUUUGUUUGAAUCCUCAAAACAUACAAAGACAUGCACCUAGGAAUAAAUGAUAAUUCUGGUGAAAAGCUGAUGUUACUUUAAUCAGUAACCUUUGCAAUAGAUUAAACUGACCAGAUUCUGAUUUUUUCACAAUGUAUUAUUAAUAAAAGACUUUAACAGUU